Molecule: messenger RNA, 300 nt
Organism: Symbiodinium sp. CCMP2592
Lineage: Eukaryota; Dinophyceae; Suessiales; Symbiodiniaceae
Source: the annotation of a GenBank genome assembly
AUGUUCACCUGGUCUGUGGAUGAAUUCCCGCAGCUCGGAGCUGGCACACAAGCGCCCUUGCUGGGCUGCUGGGCAACAAAAGCUUUCCAGGUUUCCGCAGCCCCCGUGAGCACGGUUGCCGAGGGAUCCUCAAUCGGAGGGCCCGGCGGAGGCAUCCAGAACAGCUGGAAGCCAGCCGGGUCAAAGAAGAAGCACCAGAAAGGCUGGCAGAAAUCCCCGUGGUACGGGUAUGAGGCUGGCUCCCGCCAGAACAACUGGCGGGAGACUCGCCAGCCCGGCCCUCGAAUCUAUGGUUCAUAG